Oryzias melastigma (Indian medaka) is the source of this 4484-nucleotide messenger RNA. RefSeq names its product bifunctional heparan sulfate N-deacetylase/N-sulfotransferase 2. Bases 932 to 3649 code for a protein of 905 amino acids. Gene Ontology annotation, molecular function: deacetylase activity; heparan sulfate N-sulfotransferase activity. The transcript has 14 exons. The record is from RefSeq and is a predicted model, not a curated record. Lineage: Eukaryota; Metazoa; Chordata; Actinopteri; Beloniformes; Adrianichthyidae. Gene Ontology annotation, cellular component: Golgi apparatus.
UUGAAGGGGGCGGGGCUCCAUCACAGCCAAGAUGGCCGUCUAAGUAAUGACGCCAGAACUUUACGUAGGAUUCUGGUUCCGGAGUUCCACGUCCUCUGCUGCCAGCCAGGGGGUUUGCGGUUCGGAUCUCAUAGAAUAAUCCCGGUUCUUGGCUCCGGGUUCGGAUCCGAGCUCACAGGGCCCGCGGGUCCUCGGGCGGCUCCUGCACCCCGUUGGCUAGCUCUGGUUCCGCCAGCUCCUCUGGACCGGACAUUCCCGGAAAGCCAUCUACAUUUGGAUGCAUGAGUUCUACCGUCUCAUGCUGAGCAGAACCUUCCAGAAGGGUUCGAGGAGCCGGUUCGUACUUGAUGCUCAGAGAGCCGCAGUUCCGGGUCGGCGCUAGCUGUGCUAGGAAACUAGCCGUGGAUUCGGGGGACACCGAGCUGACCGACCCAACUGGAGCUACGCGAUGUUCGGGCAUGUUCUGAGUUCGGUUCGGUCACUUUUGCCCUUUUUCUGUCUUCACCCCUGAAGUGUCCAUUUUGUCCUGGUGGGCUGUCUAAGGGGGUGGGGGUGGGGGGGUAGGACCACCAGCACUGGCCUUCCUGCCCCAGUGGCCUCCUGGGACAUGGACAACAACACAUAAGGACAUCUCUGCAGCUCCAACAACAGAGAAGGGGCUCUGCGUCCGGCCACUGAAUUUGGCUGUUGUUGGACCUGUUGUUGGACCUGACGGAACCAGAACUGAAGUGGGUAAUGGGUGCUGCCUGCCAUGGUGACCUGAUGUAAAUGGCUGUCCAUUGGCACAGCUCAAAGCCCAUAUUUGCUGCUUGUUCCUCAUCCCCAGCUCUUUUCCUCCAUCAAAGUUUGACCUCAACCCUACUUUCCUGCUUUUUGAAUUUCUGCUGCUCUCUGAACUGUCCUGCCCUCCCCCUCCACCCCCUGUUCCAUCAUGGUUGGUGCUGGACUAGCUGUUUGCAAGCUAACGCGAGGCGUUCGUCAUCUGGAGCUGCACCGCCUCAUCCUGGCUCUUAUUAUCUUCUGCUUGCUGUCCAUGGCCUUUCUUGCCUACUACGUCUCCAACAAUCCUAAAAUCAAAGAGCCCCCUCCCCUGCCCUUCAGUGAUUGUGGUGAAGGGGGUGGGAUGUCACCCAGAGGGAGCACUGGGUCUGUUAGAGGAGGUGCAAGUGGCCAGAAUGUGCCCCUGUACCCUUCUAUUUACCCCGUACCACGUCGACCGAAGGACGUGGACGGUUUAAGGACUGAGCCGGUCGUCCUCGUGUUCGUAGAGAGCAUCUACUCCCAGCUAGGCCAGGAGAUUGUAGCCACAUUAGAAUCAAGUCGUUUCCGGUAUCGCACAGAGAUUGCCCCAGGUAAGGGUGACAUGCCCUCUCUGACAGCACAGCACCGCGGGCGCUAUGUGCUGAUCAUCUAUGAAAAUGUCUUGAAGUAUGUCAACCUUGACGUUUGGAACAGGGACUUGCUGGACAAGUACUGCACUGAGUAUGGCAUAGGUAUCAUUGGCUUCUAUAAAGCCAAUGAAAAUUCUCUUCUCAGCGCACAGCUCAAAGGGUUUCCCCUCUUCCUGCACUCGCACUUGGGACUGAGGGACUACCGCAUUAAUCCAAGUGCUCCUCUGCUCUACAUAACCAAGCCCAACCAGGUGGAGCAGGGCCCUCUGCCUGGAGAUGACUGGACAGUGUUCCAAUCCAACCACUCCACAUACGAGCCUGUGCUUCUGGCCACUUCCAAGUCCUCUGAGGCUCUGGUACAUUUUGGAUCGAGCCCUCUGCAGACCCUCCAUGCCACGGUAGUCCAAGACUUGGGCUUUCUGGAUGGCAUUCAGAGAGUUCUGUUUGGAAAUAAUCUCAACUACUGGCUUCAUAAGCUAAUCUUUGUGGACGCCAUCGCCUACCUGACAGGGAGGAGACUGUGCCUGUCUCUAGACCGUCACAUCCUGGUGGAUGUGGAUGACAUCUUUGUUGGGAAGGAGGGAACGCGCAUGAAGGUGUCUGAUGUGGAGGCGCUGUUAAACACUCAGAACAAACUUAGAGCCCUGGUUCCUAAUUUCACCUUCAACUUGGGGUUUUCUGGAAAGUUCUAUCACACAGGCACAGACGAGGAGGAUCGAGGCGAUGACAUGCUGCUGCAGCAUCGCAUGGACUUCUGGUGGUUUCCUCACAUGUGGAGCCACAUGCAGCCCCACCUCUUUCACAAUGUCAGCGUGCUGGCCGAGCAGAUGAGGCUCAACAAACUCUUUGCUCAGGAGCACGGCAUCCCCACAGACAUGGGGUAUGCCGUUUCCCCUCACCACUCGGGGGUCUAUCCCGUCCACAGUCAGCUGUACGAGGCCUGGAAGUCUGUGUGGGGGAUCAGGGUGACCAGCACAGAGGAGUAUCCCCAUCUGAGGCCGGCCCGUUACCGCCGAGGCUUCAUCCACAACGGGAUCCAGGUGCUGCCGAGGCAGACAUGUGGUCUGUUCACCCACACCAUCUUCUACAAUGAAUACCCUGGAGGCUCCAAGGAGCUGGACAAGAGCAUCAGAGGAGGAGAGCUCUUCCUCACCGUUCUGUUAAACCCCAUCAGCAUCUUCAUGACUCACCUGUCCAACUACGGGAACGACCGGCUAGGACUUUACACCUUUGAGUCUUUGGUCAAGUUUGUCCAGUGUUGGACCAACCUCAGACUGCAGACACUACCCCCUGUCCAACUCGCUGAAAAAUACUUCCAGACCUUUCCAGAAGAGAGAGAGCCUCUCUGGCAGAACCCUUGUCAUGACAAGAGACACAAAGAUAUUUGGUCUAAAGAGAAGACAUGUGACCGCCUUCCCAAGUUCCUCAUUGUUGGCCCACAGAAAACAGGCACAGCUGCUCUGCACUCCUUCCUGAGCCUCCACCCAGCAAUCACCAGCUCCUUCCUCAGCCCCACCACCUUUGAGGAGAUCCAGUUCUUCAGCGGACCCAACUACAACAAUGGAAUUGACUGGUACAUGGACUUCUUUCCAUUCCCCUCCAACGUCAGCACAGACUUCAUGUUUGAGAAAAGUGCCAACUAUUUUGACUCGGAAGCAGCUCCCAGAAGAGCGGCUGCCCUGCUGCCACGAGCCAAAAUCCUGUCGGUGCUCAUCAACCCGUCAGACCGAGCAUACUCCUGGUAUCAGCACCAGAAAGCCCACCAGGACCCUGCCGCCCUCAACAACUCCUUCCACGCGGUGGUGGCUGCAGGUGCAUCUGCCCCGCGGCCUGUCCAGAACCUGCAGAGACGCUGCCUCGAUCCGGGGGCUUAUGCUUCCCACCUUGAGCGCUGGCUGCAGCACUACCAGCCCAGCCAGGUGCAUGUGGUGGACGGUGCCCUGCUGCGCUCCAACCCUGCACUUGUGAUGGACGGGAUCCAGAGAUUUCUUGGUGUCACCCCUAUCUUGAACUACACCCAGGCUCUGAUAUACGAUGAAAGCAAAGGCUUCUGGUGUCAGCGAGUGGAAGGAGGUCGGGCCAAAUGUCUUGGGAAAAGCAAAGGCAGGAAGUACCCGUACAUGAGUUCAGAGUCUCGUGCCUUUCUGACUGAGUAUUAUCGGAACCACAACAGUGAGCUCCUGCGCCUGCUGAACCGGCUCGGUCGGCCCCUGCCGUCCUGGCUUCGUCAGGAAAUGCAGAGCAGCAGCUGGAGCUGAAGCCCUCGGAACCGGAGCUCAGACGCCUGCUGGCCCUGGAUCAGUAUCAACUCUUAGAACUCAAAGCAACAGCAGAAUGCACCAGAAUCGGUGCCGUGUUUUCAUUUGCCUACCAAGUGCUGUUCCUGUCGGAGGACACGAGGACCGUACAGCACCACCUCUGGAUUCCUGCAGGGUCCAGAUGGGCCCCACCUAGAUCAGCUCCAAGCCACUUCUCAUCCCGGCGGCAGAGAAAGAUGAGGCUGCUGGACUUCAUCAUCGUGUUGGUCAGUUUGAACGGCAGAGGGCGGAGCUUCCCGCCUGCACAGACUGGGCGGAGCUUCCCGCCUGCACAGACUCUUUUUCACACUUCAUGUUUGGAACCAAGAGACAGAUUGAGGUCGAGCUCGCCCUUCAGAUGGACUCUAAGGCCAAUGGUGUCUGUGUGGUGCUGUUUGUGCUCUUCAAAGUUCAUCUGGGUCACAAAGAUUCAAGUAUGGUUCCCUUCAGUCUGUUGAUGGAUGUCUGACGGUCCUUCAUCAUGCUGCACUGAGGAAUGACGGCUGGAGGGUCAUGGUGAAUGUCUUCAGCUGUUUGUCUUUUGGAGUGGUGAUAUUUUCUGGGUAAAACAUGUCAUUUUGGCUAAGAUGAGAUGGAAAGGGACGACCUAAAGUGAAUCCUCCUCUUGCUGACCUGGAGUAUCACUUUUACAACUGCUGGAGAUAAAAAACAAACAAACAACUGUUUAAUAGCUGAAUGUUUUGUUCUCAAAAAUAUAAAAAUAUAGCCAUAAAAAUUAUUUUUUCCUCAAAAACUGAGAAAUAAAUUCCUCAUGCAGUUUUUCUUGCAGCUACUU